AUGCUCCAUAGGCAGUCCGCAAGCAACUCUGCCGAGUCCAUCUCAAGCACAUCUGAUGGCAUAUCUCCCAAACUAGCCAAAGUGCUGUCGAAAAAGAACGAAUUUCUCACCAUCAUUGGGCAUCACAAUGCAACAUCUGCAACCACACCAUCACAACCAUAUUCCGAAUCCAAUGAACGAGAACGAGACGUAACAAUCUGCUUACGAACACGUCCAUUACUACCACACGAACAAUGGAGUAUUCAUAGCGUUAAAAUGGCCAAUCCCAAAUGCACAGUCUUCUCCAUUGACGAAAAGUUUGAUGGACGUAUGCUGUUGAAACCGAACGAGUCGUCGUAUGAUAUGACUUUUGGAGAAGAUGUGGGUAAUAGUGAGAUACAUGCUGUUACUACGCGAGAGUUGUUGAGGACGGUGUAUGGAGGUGCUUCUGCUACGCUUUUCGCAUAUGGACAAACCGGCAGUGGCAAGACGUAUACUUUGAACGGGAUUGAGGAGUGCGUUGGUAAUGAGCUGUUUGAAAUGGCAAAAGCAUAUCGACAACGAACCACGCCCAAUGUUCCAAUACCAGAUGAUGCAGAUUUUGAUAUAUUCAUCUCCUUCUUUGAGCUAUUUGGGAAUCGUGGAUUUGACUUGUUGAAUGAGCGCUCUGAAACGGUCCAAAUCAUGGAAGAUGUAUUUGGAACCAUACAAGUCAAAGGAACAACAGAGGUUCAAGUCUCAGCACCUGAACAGGUGCAUGAAAGAGUGCGAAUAGCAACGUCGUAUCGCCGUACUGAAACGACAUUCAAGAAUACCACAUCGUCGAGAAGUCACGCUGUCUGUCGGUUUAGGAUAGUAGACAAGAGGCGCCCGUCUGCUGAGCCUGGGAUUCUGAUGCUCAUUGAUCUGGCUGGUUCUGAAAACACAGCGGAUGCCAUGUAUCAUGACAAGAGCAGGGUUGCAGAGACUAAAGAGCUCAACAAGUCGCUCGCAGCGAUCAAGGAAUGCAUUCGAACAAGGUCUCUAGCCCUCACAUCCGACAAGAUGGUCCAUAUACCAUACCGAACCACUCGUCUUACCUUAUUGCUCAAAGAUACCUUCGACUUGACAGUACCCAGACCAUGCAAAACCAUCGUCAUUGCCCAUCUAUCACCAUCCAUAGUCGACACACCUCAAUCUCUAAUGACGGUUCGAUUCGCAGCACCUCUCAGAAUAAUAGCUUCGAAACGAGACGAUAUGGCAUCAAACAGUGAGGUCGAAAAUCCAGCCACUUGGACAAACCAACAGCUUCGGGACUGGUUUAGUCGAGAUUUAAUAGGUGCCAAGCUGGAUUUGGAAUUGUUUUGUCCGUAUGAGACUGGAAUGCAAAUGUGUCGAUUGUCUGAGGGGGAGUUUGUGGCCAGAGUGGAUGAAUGUGCUACGGAACGUAAUGCGAUGGGUGAAUCGAGGAUUUCACAGAUUGAGGCAUCCAAGUUUUAUAUACGAUUGUGGAGGAAGCUUAUUGAAGCUCGUACAAAGGUCAGGAAGGAGAAGCUAAAGUAUCGUCCCAAUGCGAAACAACAGAAGGAACGUGAUCUGGAGUAUUUGAGAAUGUACGGAGAGCAGAUGAAGCAAUAA
Synchytrium microbalum is the source of this 1596-nucleotide messenger RNA. RefSeq lists its product as uncharacterized. The transcript has 7 exons. The record is from RefSeq and is a predicted model, not a curated record. Lineage: Eukaryota; Fungi; Chytridiomycota; Chytridiomycetes; Synchytriales; Synchytriaceae. Gene Ontology annotation, molecular function: ATP binding; microtubule binding; microtubule motor activity. The coding region runs from base 1 to 1596 and encodes 531 amino acids. Gene Ontology annotation, biological process: microtubule-based movement.